This is a messenger RNA of Penicillium malachiteum, 2223 nucleotides long. RefSeq names its product CCCH zinc finger and SMR domain protein. Lineage: Eukaryota; Fungi; Ascomycota; Eurotiomycetes; Eurotiales; Aspergillaceae. Bases 1 to 2223 code for a protein of 740 amino acids. Gene Ontology annotation, molecular function: RNA binding; metal ion binding. Gene Ontology annotation, biological process: negative regulation of DNA-templated transcription. Gene Ontology annotation, cellular component: nucleus. The record is from RefSeq and is a predicted model, not a curated record. The transcript has 3 exons.
AUGGUCUCCGAAGAACUUCUCGAGAAAUCGCUAGAGAUCCUACAGGAUCAAGCACUAGAUGAAGAGGAACAAGUCGAAAAAGUCGAGGAUUACCUACGCGCCAACUCAUCGCUGACCGGUCCCUCAUUGGAGAAUGCGGUGCUGGACAUUCUAUGGCGACAUCGCAAUCGAACGUUACCCGACUCGUCACCCCCUCCUCCUCGUCAUACCGUGAUUCGCAGAUCAUCUCCAGCGCCAUGGCAGAUGGUACGAUCUUCCACUCCCUUAUCACCUUCAAAUCUGGGAACCAGCCCAGGGAGUACCUCGUGGGUGCAGAGCUCGCGCGGGGCAUUCUCCCGACCUCCGCUCUCCUCAACCGUAUCCCCGUUUACCUCCCCGCGCCCCUCCCCACGACUUGCGCUGGCCCAGCCGAUCCCUCAUUCUCCAAAUCUUAACGCCUAUGAAUUUUCUGAUCAAAGUCAGAUCUCGGAUUUCUAUGGAGAUUUCGGUAACGACAAUAACAUCGACUGGCUGGUGGCCGAUGAUGCGAAUAGUACUACCUCAUCCACAGGGGGCCUGAGCGUCCCGGGAGCCUUGAGCGCAACCGCAGCGGAAUUUGUACCGGAUAUGAGCCCGCAUGAUAUUCUGCGCACAGUUUUGGGCGACAAGCGGUCAAAUGAUGAAAUUGAAGCCGCGCUGGAAGCGAAUAGUUACGAUCUCGGUGCCACUAUUGCAGCACUUUCGCAAGAUACAGAUACCGAUAUCUUUGCCAAACAGAGCGACGAUGGCCGAAUUCUAGUCGGCAAGUCAAUGGUAAUGGAACAAAGUCGACCCAUCACACCUUCGGGACCGAGCCGAAGCCCUGUGGUCUGCAAGUACUGGCUGUCUACCGGACAGUGCCUUCGUGCCGACUGUCAUUUCAGUCAUGAUUUAACAAGCCACUUGUGCAAAUACUGGGUUAUGGGCAAUUGCCUUGCUGGAGACGGAUGUCCGUUUUCGCACGACCCGUCUUCCCUUGUUUCCAACCUGAGUGUAUCAGGGAGUAGUCGGCCAACUUCGCCCCCGGCUGGCUCACCUUUCCAAGUUGACAGUGGAUCCGAUGCGUUCCCUCCUCUGCAACCAGCGAUCUCCAUUGAGGAUCAGUGGGCAAAUCAAUAUGGCGCGCGAUACCCUACCAAUCUCUCGGGUAUGCAAGGGAGUAAGCAUCUUCCUCCAGGUCUUCAUCCAGGCAUGGGGAGACGGAAUGGCAGCAUGACCCAUUUGGGACGUCCGAAUUCGCGCCCAAGCAGUCGGCAUCAGAAUCGAGAAUUGAACCCUGCUGCUCUGUCCGUUGAUGAUCCUGAUGCAUUCCCAACCCUUGCCGCUGUCAGCGCAAAGAAUGCCGGAAAGAAGCAUCAUGGGAAGCGAGGCGCUCACGGCCGUGAUAGCAAGGAGAAUAUUCCAUCAUCAUUGGCAGAUGUGGUUCGUAUGUCUCCAUCGCCCACGCCGCCAGGAAAGCCCAAAUCAUCAAAGAACAGCAAGGAUCUCAAGAGCCGUGAGAACAGCGCAGCGGCUCAAUCAAUUCAAGCCCCGCAGAAUAUUCCUUGGCUUGAGACAGGAGCACGCGCAAAUCAACAAUAUAUCAAAUACCGUACCGAAGCAAUUCGCCAUGGAACCGUACGAAAUAAAUUUUUGCAGAGUGCUGCCCAAGCAUGGAACCGAAAUGAUGCACGAGCUGCCAAGGCUCUGUCUUUACGAGGCCAAGCUGAGAAUGAUGCAAUGCGACGUUGUCAUCGGGAAGCCGCGCGCCAGCUAUACGAAGAGCGCAAUCAACACCUUCUCCAGGCUGGCCUGGAUGAAUCCUCAGAAGAACUCUACGUAGAUCUGCACGGCCUCCACCCAGAAGAAGCCAUCGAAUACUUGGAAAAGAUUCUCCUGAAACACGCACGCGAGGGUCUACGGGUAGUCUAUGCGAUCACAGGUACCGGCCACCACUCCAAGAACGGCAAAGAUAAGAUCGGCAAGGCUGUGAAGGCGUGGCUCAACGAGUGGCGGUACCUAUUCCGCGAGUUUAGUGUGCCAGGUGAGCGAGGUGGCUACGUUGGAGGCAUUCUUGGUAUUGACCCAACGAGUUAUGACAAGUCACUGGCUAGGACCUUUGCGGAAGAGGAAGAAGCAAUGAGGGCGGGAGCUGGACAGCCCAACCUUGUUGUGGGGAAGAUUCAACUUCUUAAACGUGAGGAUUUAGAAACGACCAAUCAAUGA